GUGAAAGUUCGGCAGCGCUGGCUGUUUUGCUCAGCCUGGCUCAGUCCAUUUGUUUGUGGCUGUUGUGGUGCUAGGAGGUCGAGACGGCUGCGAAGUGUGUGUGACAUGUGAUAAACCAUUUUCGGCGUGACACCUGUAUGGCCCAGGUUAGAGACCAUAGCCGGUUAGAGCGGUUCACAGACACGAUGGUCUCUCCCGGCGACACCCUGAACAUCGGCAGUGUCCUUUUCCAAGUGGACUGGACAGAACCAUGGCUGAUGGGCCUCAUAACCUUCCACAUUGUGACGCUCAGCCUGACUCUGCUUACUCGAGACAGGGGCAAUGUACAGGCAGGCUUGUUUGUGACAGCACUGCUGCUGGUCUACUUCUCGGAGGCACUCAACGAGCUGGCCGCACGGCAUUGGCGUGCCUUCUCGAGCCACCAGUACUUUGACAGCCAGGGCAUGUUCAUCUCGCUCGUGUUCUCCAUGCCCCUGCUGCUCAACUGCAUCAUCAUGGUGGGUCAGUGGAUGUGGACGUCUGGGAACCUCAUGAUCCGAAUCAAGCAAGCCCAGCUCCGGGAAGAGAUCCGCCGGCAGCGGUCGGCCAACUCGAGCCAUUCCAAGGGGAGCAAGGGCGACUGAGUCCAGUCCGCACUGCCAGCCUGGGGCUACCCUGUGGCGCUUGGAAAAGCAGGGUGGUUGCCCCCUACUGUUGCAUCACCACCGCACUCUUCUUGACCCCAGUCUCGACCUGUCCCAUGGAACUUUUGUGUGUGACUGCAACGUGUUGCCUCGAACAAGCACACAUGUAGUGCGGCAAAAGCGCAGAAGGUGUGACGGACGUUGAAGUGGUGCUCACCGUUGCCGAUCAUGAAAAGUCGAGUUGUGGUUUCAUGCUGGUGUGUCUUCUGCCAUGUGGCAUUCAGUGUAAUGUUGGGAACAUUUUUUGUUGGUUGUGUUCGUAAUCGUGGGAUUUAAUUUCUCCUGCUUUUUUACUUUUCCGCAAUGUUUUGAUGCAAUGCACAUUGCCACAAAAAAAAAUCUGCAGUUUCUUUUAUCUUUCGUCUUAUAUGCUGCGGACGUGCCGAGCAUUGCAGUGACGGAAAAAAAAGAGUAGCGCUCUCUGGCUAUUGGAGUUUUUGCCAUCUGCCCAGCAGAGCUGAUUUUAGCCACAAAUCUCAGUGACAGGCUGACACAAUGGGCAGCCUUUUGCUUGCAUUCAACACUUCGUUAUAUUGGUAUUAAUGUAAUGAAAGAGGUACAUUUUUUCCCCUUCCCGUUGGUUUCCAGCCAAGCUUGAGAAAGUCUUGUCAUUCUGUGGCUCUUGCCUCUUGAACACUUGAACCACUUCUGACCGUGUUGUGAGCAUAGGACUGCGUAACCUCGGCUAAGCGGAGGCCUUCAUUGUUGGCUCGUGGACAGCUAAUAAAAUUUAAUGUUGUCGGGAACCUUUUUGGUUGUAAAAUAAUAUUGAAAGGUUUGCCAGCCCAUGAAUACAUUAAAGGUACCUGAACCAUACUUUGGGUUUGGCGAAUAUAUACAUUCCGUGGGUGGAGCAUGGAGACACCUCUGCCAAGCUUUUGUGCUUGUAUGUGUAGCUCAUAAGUGGAAUUUAUGCGCCGAGGUAUUUACCCUCGCAUUAAAAAAAAAAAAAGUUGAAUUUGAAUUUAGCUACCUAGGAAGGCUUCUUCUCAACUUCUUUGGAACCGCUGGCUGGCUGUGAAUCGGCAUUACCUGGCAGCAGCCCAUAGUUGCCAGCUAUUGGGUGAUUGCUUAGACGAUGCUGGUAUGGAAUUUGCACAACUAUACUGAAAGUUGCGGACCCCACUUAGCUAUAUCACAUCUGAAAUCUGUUCAAUCAAAUGGAACUGGUCACAGUAAACGAAAACAUUGUUUCGAAUUAGGUUGAGGAUGGCGCACUUCUUGGUCAAGACUACACUUGAACAAAUCAGGAGCGGCACUCAUUAUUGUUUUUAUGCUGACAUAGGACCUGAUUGGUUUUGAGUACCAAUUUGUUGUGCUGAAGCGCACGUAGUCUCGUCGACCCUUCCAUGUUCAUAACGGUGGGAACUGCAGUUGACGCAAGCUUUGUUAGAGACUUGGCUUGAAAUGCACCCAUUGACCCUGGCUGCCAGCUGUGACCCCUUUGUUCUUGGAGUUGGUGGGAGCCAUACCUCAACAUAGCAGGAGUUCUUGGGUCCUGCGGGAACCCUUUUGAAUUGUUUCAGUGGAGGCUACCUACAAACAACUGGAGGUAUAGAACUGGCGGUCGACAUGCUUCAGAUUGAAAUAAGUUUAACCUAGGUGGAAUGGCUACUGGCCUCGCCCCCACUGAGGUAGACGGUUGAGUUGAGAAGGAAAAGGGCACUUCGAUGUUGCCAUUUCAACUUCUGCACUUGAAUCCUUUUGUUAAAUUCUUUCUGAACUAUAUUCCUCAAAGGGCACCGUGCUCACUCCAGGGUGUUUAGCACAUUUCAUGGAAGUGUGUUUGGGACAGCAAUGCCUUGAUCUGUGAGUUGGUUCAUCUUGCUGGCAGUGUUCUAAUAGCGCAAAAGUUGAGGACGAAAAGGAGCACCUACGGCAAACAGAUGCCAACUUCGAGCUAGUGUUUGUUUCAAAAAUACCAGCUAUCUUAAACACGCUGCGCGGUGUGUCUGCCAUUUUGCCAUUUGCGCUGUUAAAAUGCUGUCGGCAAUGUGUUUGGGGUCUACCAUGAACGAGAAAGAGGUGUCGCAUCAUUUUGAAAAAUGCCUUACUGAAAAUGAAAACGCAGUUUGAAAUGCCUCUGUUGUGGACAGAGUGCACAAACAGCUGUGCAGUUCUGUUCUCUUCCGCUGAAUCUUACUUUUUCCAAUUGAUUGGCCCUUGUACUGUGCUUUGAUUUUCGUUGUGACCUGUUAAAAGAAAGAAAGAUUAGAAAGCCUCCAUUCCUUUCUCAUGCUCAAAUCUUGUGCAGAGAAGCACCUCUCUUUGAAAUCUGUAAAUGUUGAAGCUGUGCACGUUUCUGCCAUGUGGUGGGCCACCAUAAAAUUCCAGGUGGCAGCAGCAUGCUCGGCUUAAUCCUGCUUAAUCUCCUGCUUAAUCUUAAUGUGCCCAGCAUAUGAUAUGCGAUAGCAUCGGUCCAGGAUGCUCAUCGCUUUGAGUUUUCAGUUGUGCUUGAGCCUUGUGUGUACGUGCAUUGCGAGCAGUGCGAUUCAGAAUAUUGAGGAUGUGGGAUGAACUCUGGAGUGCUCACUUCAGAGCAGUCCACAAUGGGAAAGUGUGUAGGAGAGAACUGUGAUAUCUGACAUGCAGCCUGUGAGUGAGGAUGUUCUCGGAGACUGCAUGGGUGUGCGUGGGUGGCGAGCGGUGCUUAUUCCUUUACUUGCCAGGGACCUGUCUUGCUGUCUUGUCUAUUUCUGAGGUAAAUUGAUCUGUGUCCUGUCGAGCAGGCAUCCCGUGUGCUUCAUGUUCCCCAUCUUGCUGCGAGAGAGCUUAGCUGGCAAUCAACUUUCUGAGCUUUGGCCACCAGCUAAUGUGGCUUCGUUCACUUCUGACCUGGUGUUGCACACAGUUGGUGUUAACUUAUUUGAAAUCAGUUAGCCAUCAUUUAAAAUUUACUAGAACGCAUGAAAAAUUGGUGGAAGUUUCUUAAUUAUUCAAUAUUGAAGAGUUCAACAGGAAAAAGGAUCAGACAUGGUAAGCAAGUACUUUUAAGGCUUCAAACAUGAAUAGAUGUAGCUAUGCUGAACAUACAGGAAAGGCAGGUAUACUUGGGCACUCAUUUGUGUUGGUAGCAAAAACUUAUUGAAUACUUUUAACAAGCACUGUCUUGUGGUUUAGGAUGUGCCAGAAGGUUCGUGUGAAGAAAUUUUCUUUGCAAUACAUCACUGUUGCCAUUUAAUAUUCUGGUAAUCAAGAUUCAAAAUCUGCUGAAAUCUGAUAAAUAUUCUCAAGUCUGCAAAAAAAAAAAAAAAAAACAGUGUGCUAGGGUUAACAAAAAUCUGCUAUUCACUAAAAGCUUAUCUUUGCCACUGGACUGACCAUAAUUAUCUAGAUUUGUUGGAAAAAGUCUUCUAAGUAGCACUUCAAAUUGAAAGACAAGAGGUGAUUGUGUGACAUGUGUAUCUUGUCUUGUGUAGGAUCAUUCCAGCUAGCCUUGGAACAGUGCUGAAGCGUUAGAUGUGUAGCCCCAUCUAGUGCAUGUUUCUUGCAUUAGGAGCAUACAUGGUAGGUGUGCCUCCCUAGCAAAGCUACAUUCGUGCUCACGCUCUCUGGUACAGUCAGUGCAGCAUUGCCCCAUCCAACUUGUUCGGUUGGCGUAACUUGCACAAACACCAUCAGCUGUGGUGACCUGUAGCAUUUUUGCCUCAAGAACCCCCCAUUUCAACCGCCUGCCAUUAGUGCAAGGUGUACUUUCCUCUAAUGGACUGCCUAUGUCGUGUGCUCAGGGCAUAAGUAAGUGACACAGUUUGUCUAGGUAAAUGAAUGCCCUCUUCCGUAUUAUACUUGCUGUCUAGCCUCUUGCUAUCAUCUUUAGACAGUCUUGUAGCUGUGAUAUGCAUACGUCUCUAGAGAAGCGCGCACAUGCUUCCUCUCUUGCGAAGCACUGAGGCAGCACUUUUUUUUGUAGAGUGGAGGCCUUGCCCCAAAUAUACAUAUAUUUUUUGUGGU
Molecule: messenger RNA, 4634 nt
Organism: Dermacentor andersoni
Lineage: Eukaryota; Metazoa; Arthropoda; Arachnida; Ixodida; Ixodidae
Gene: Tmem18
Product: transmembrane protein 18
Cellular component (GO): nuclear membrane
Source: RefSeq, a predicted model, not a curated record